This is a messenger RNA of Microcebus murinus (gray mouse lemur), 3779 nucleotides long. RefSeq names its product FHF complex subunit HOOK interacting protein 2B (gene FHIP2B). NCBI's taxonomy places the organism in Eukaryota, Metazoa, Chordata, Mammalia, Primates, Cheirogaleidae. The record is from RefSeq and is a predicted model, not a curated record.
CCGCGCCCGCGGCCGCGGCCCUACUCCAGCGAGAGCGCCGCCGCCGCCGCCCGGGAGCGGGGCCGCGCCGCCAUCAUGCUGAGCCGGCUCGGGGCGCUGCUGCAGGAGGCCGUGGGGGCGCGGGAGCCCAGCAUUGACCUGCUGCAGGCCUUCGUGGAGCACUGGAAAGGCAUCACACAUUACUACAUCGAAAGCACAGAUGAAAACACCCCGGCCAAGAAAACAGAUAUUCCCUGGCGGCUGAAGCAGAUGCUGGACAUCCUGGUGUACGAGGAGAGGCAGCAGGCGGCCGUGGGUGAGGCAGGGCCCUGCCUGGAGUACCUGCUGCAGCACAAGAUCCUGGAGACGCUGUGCACGCUGGGCAAGGCUGAGUAUCCGCCUGGCAUGCGGCAGCAGGUGUUCCAGUUCUUCAGCAAGGUGCUGGCCCAGGUGCAGCACCCGCUGCUGCACUACCUCAGCGUCCACCGGCCCGUGCAGAAACUUCUCCGCCUCGGCGGGACGGUUCCUGGGUCCUUAACAGAAAAGGAGGAGGUGCAGUUCACCACCGUCCUCUGCUCCAAGAUCCAGCAGGAUCCGGAGCUGCUCGCCUACAUCCUGGAAGGUAAAAAGACCAUAGGCAGGAAGAAGGCACCCAGAGACUCCACCGCCCUGCCGAGGGACACAGCCGGCCACAGGGACAAAGACCACUCCCACAGCAGUGCUCCUUCCAGGGGUACCCAGCGGGACGGGGAGCUAUCUGGGGCCCAGGCCUCAAACAGCCACCUACCUGCUGAGACCGAGGAGCCGGACUGUGGGACUGGGGAGAGCAACCUGAUCACCUCCCUGCUUGGCCUGUGCAAGAGCAAGAAGAGUCGGGUGGUGCUGAAGGCCCAGGAGAACCUGCUGCUCCUGGUAAGUGUGGCCUCCCAGGCGGCUGCCACCUACCUGGUGCAGAGCAGCCCCUGUUGUCCUGUGAUCGCCGAGCACCUGUGCCAGCUGUACCAGUCCCUGCCUGCCUUCCUCGACCCUGCAGACAUUGCCGCCUUGGAGGGCAUCAGCUGGAGGCUGCCCAGCGCCCCGUCUGAUGAGGGUUCCUUCCCUGGCAAGGAGGCCCUGGCUGCCUUCCUGGGCUGGUUUGAUUACUGUGACCACCUUAUCACAGAGGCACACGCGGUGGUGGCGGAUGCCCUGGCCAAGGCUGUGGCCGAGAAGCUGUUUGUGGAGAGCCUGCAGCCACAGCUCCUGCACGUGUCUGAGCAGAGCAUCCUGACCUCCACCGCCCUCCUCACCGCCAUGCUGCGCCAGCUCCGCUCCCCCGCGCUGCUGAGAGAGGCCGUGGCUUUCCUCCUGGGCACAGACCCGCAGCCCGAAGGCCCCGAGGACAACCCCCGCGCCCUGUGUGCCCACCUCAUCCGGCACUGCGACCACCUCUCCGACGAGAUCAGCAUCGCCACGCUGCGGCUGUUCGAGGAGCUGCUCCAGAAGCCCCACGAGUGGAUCCUCCACAGCCUGAUCCUGCGCCACCUCGAGGGCCGCCUGUAUGUGGCCCGGGGCUCGCCGGAGCCUGAGAACUAUGAGGACACCCUAGAUCUGGAGGAAGACCCCUACUUCACAGACGGCUUCCUCGGUCCUGGCUUGCAGCCCUCCGCGAAGCCUCGCCCAGCGCCCGCCCCCAACGCAGACGGCAAAACGGCAGUGACGGAGAUCGUGAACAGCUUCCUCUGCCUGGUCCCCGAGGAAGCCAAGACCUCAGCUUUCCUGGAGGAGACAGGCUAUGACACGUACGUCCACGAUGCCUACGGCCUGUUCCAGGAGUGCAGCUCCCGCGUCGCCUCCUGGUGCUGGCCUCUGGGUCCCACACCCUUGGACCCCCACGAGCCCGAACUGCCUUUCUUCGAGGGCCACUUUCUCCGAGUGCUGUUUGACCGCAUGUCCCGGAUUUUGGAUCAGCCAUACAGCCUGAACCUGCAGGUGACCUCAGUCCUGUCCCGGCUCGCCCUCUUCCCCCACCCCCACAUCCACGAGUACCUCCUGGAUCCGUAUGUCAGCCUGGCCCCCGGCUGCAGGAGCCUGUUCUCCGUGCUCGUCAGGGUGAUUGGGGACUUGAUGCAGAGAAUUCAGAGGGUCCCCCAGUUCCCAGGCAAACUGCUCCUGGUGCGCAAGCAGCUGAUGGGCCAGGUCCCUGGGGAGCAGCUGGACCACCAGACCCUCCUUCAGGGCGUGGUGGUGCUGGAGGAAUUCUGCAAGGAGCUGGCCGCCAUCGCUUUCGUCAAGUUUCCCCCACGUGGUCCUCACCUGAACCUGUCCCCACCCCCGGAAGGGCAAGUCUGAGCCAGGAGCAGGAUGGUGGUAGACUGCUGUCCACACCUCUGCCCCAGAGCUGCCUCCCGCCUGGCACUGCCGCCGCACCCUCCCCAAUGGGGCUCUGGCUCUCAGGCUCGCUCACGGAGACCUGGAACUGUUGAGCGCACCGGCCUGGGUUUGGUGUUGUUUCAGAGAGUAGGCCUCCAAGGUACCCGGUGCCCAGGAGCCAAAGAGAUGGCUCCCCAGGCAGCAUGGUGUCCUUGAGGCCUUCUCAGAGGAGCUGGGUGGUGGCCAGGUGAGCGCCCACACCCUCACGUGCUGUGUGCCUGAGCCCCUCUGUACUGGCCAUUUGUGGCCAGGGCCAAAACCUGUGACUCGAUUCCCAGGCAGAAGGGGCGGGGAGGGAGCUGAUGGCUCCAAGGCUGGUCGGAACCCGGGCCAGAGAGAUGGGGCCAGGAGCCCUGUCUGUCACAUUAGGAACCCUGGAAGCUGCUGAGACUUGACGUUUUUUCCCUGCCUUCUUGACUUGGCCCGUGGAGAUGGCGCAGUGAAGGGGACAGUCGGGGAAGCCCCUCUUCCUGCUCUGCCUCCUGGAGACUGUUGCAAAUUCCCAGCCUCCUCAUGGCAAGUGCCCAAAGCAUGCUCCGCGCCCAGGCGGGGGCAGCUGUUAAUGAGAACCUUGCUGCAGCUGCAGCCAGGGCGGGAGAGGGCCUGGGGAGCCGGGGGCCAGGCUACGGCUCCAGCUGGUUUCUCUCUGGCGCCUUCUGAACCCGUCUCGGCAGGUCCGCAACACCUGGGCAGAGAGGUCAGAGACCAGGGAGGCCGGGCCUUGCCCUCUGCCGCCUGCCCAGCGCCCGGUGUUCUCAAGGCAUGCCCUUCCAGGGGAGCAAGGGAGCUUGGGGUCCAGAUGAGGGCCGGCUGCCCCCGACUCCAGGCCCUGAGGCCCGGCCUGGCGGGGAGGGGCCGAGGCGCAGGCAGCCAGAUCUGCUGUUGUUCUCCCUGCGUGCCCUCCAUGGCAGGGGCUGCUACCCCACCCGGCCCAAAUCUGUCUCGACCUGCAGGCACACACGGGCAGCGCCAGCCAUUACCUCACAGCGGGACUGCAGUUGCUGGCUCCGCUCCUGGGCAAGGAGGAGCAGGCCAGAGCUCCUUUCGCUUCCUUUUCCUGCCCAUGCGGCUUUUGGAAGCCGGGCGCAGGUUGCCAAGAGGUGACAUGAAAGAGGAGGGAACUCAGUGACCUCUGCCUCUCCCGCAUUCCUCCCAGCGGGGGAGGACUUCGCUGCUGCACGGCACACCGUGCGCAUGUGUGUGCACGCACGUGGGUGUCGGUCUGGACAGGGGAGCGGAUCUCAGUGGGUGGAUUGCGUCUGGACUCUUAGAAUCAUAAAGCACUCGAGGGGCUGCAAUUCACAGACCGUCCCCUCUCCUCAGCGCACUUUGGUGUUUGCACAGUGUCUUCCCAGACAGCACAGCAAUAAAUGGCGUGAUUAUGUGGA